This is a messenger RNA of Lineus longissimus, 7718 nucleotides long. Its product is annotated as sushi, von Willebrand factor type A, EGF and pentraxin domain-containing protein 1-like. The record is from RefSeq and is a predicted model, not a curated record. The transcript is spliced from 32 exons. Bases 102 to 5933 code for a protein of 1943 amino acids. Lineage: Eukaryota; Metazoa; Nemertea; Pilidiophora; Heteronemertea; Lineidae.
CCCGCCUGAAAUCUCUCUGGUGUCUUCUCGUCUUGGGCCAAUUGGCCUGCGCGCAAUUACCUCCGCCCAUAGGCGGGGGCUUAGCGGGCGGUGGCGGCGGAAUGGGCGGAAUACCCAGCGCCAGCGGCCAGAUGGGAAAAUCGACAACUAUCGGUGGUGGGGGAGGUCUACCAGUCGCAGGAAACACUAAAGCCUCAGCUAAAACUUCCACCAAAACUGCUGGUUCAGGUCUGAAGAAACUUACUCAGGGGAACCAACAGCAGCAAAACUUUGCAGCGAAGAACAGCGCGCACACCAACACGAUGCUCGGAAUGGCCUCUCCGCUGGGUGGCUUUUCCUUGCCCAUCCCCGCAUUUGGAAGUGGAGGAGCCGGUAUAACGACCAACUGCGGCACUGCACCAGUAAUUCGUCAUAGUAAGUUGAGCAGCAACAAGAAUUCCCCGGGUGAUUCAGUCGACUAUAAAUGCAGUCCGGGCUACAAGGGCAACGGGAAGUCCUUUACUAUCACGUGUGAAAGGAAGGGAAUGAACUUAAAAUGGAGCAGCAGUAACGGCUUCCAAUGUUUGCGUAAAAUGUGCAAAAACGUCAAACCCGUGGUUGAUGCGACAACAAGUUCCACUAGCUGCGGUACUGGGGAGAAAAUCCAAUACGUCUGCAAAAAAGGUUAUGAAGGCUACGGUGGCGUGGAUUAUGUGAAGUGCCUGUCUGAUGAGGCUUGGACUACCACAAAGUUUCAGUGCAAACAGAUCGUGUGUGGUGAAUCGCCAACAGUGCUCUAUGCCACGCCCAACCAUUCGGGCCGGACAUACAGUACCACUGUUAAAUACACUUGUAAGGCUGGAUUCAAAGCCACGGGGAAACUCGAAGUAACCUGCGACGAGAAAAAACAGUGGACUCCAGCAAUCACCGCGACAUGCAAAGCUAUCACGUGCCAGGCGCCGACCUCCAUCGCUAACACGGACAUGACCAAGAGUAACACAUACCCAAGUGUUGGGAGUACCGUCACGUACGGCUGUCAGUCUGGCUUUAAGAGUAACAACCAGAACAAUAUCAUCACCUGCGAUGCAAAUGGGAAGUGGGAUCCUUCACCGAAUUCAAUCACGUUCAAAUGUGCAAAGAACACGUGUCCCUCUCAACUGGUAAAAAAAGUCAACGCCAAAUACACUGUGACGCAGGCUUCUAUCGGCGGCACUGCCAUAUACAGUUGUCACGCAGGGUACAAAGCCACUGGCACACCACAGGUCACGUGCCAAUCAGAUGGCACAUGGCUGUAUAAAGCAUUCACAUGCACACUCAUGAAAUGCCCUGCGGUCCCCAACGUCGAAAAUGGUGACCCUAGUACGAAUGAGAACUCACAUGGCACUGUGGUGAAGUAUGAAUGCGAGGAUGGUCAUAGACUGAUUGCUAGUAACAGCAAUGUCAUGAAAAUCGAGUGCAAGGGAUCCACCUGGGAUAAGACACCAAGCUUCAAAUGCGAAAAGCUUGUCUGUCCGGAACCGACUUCAACAAUAGCAAACGCUGAUGCACACAAGGGCUCGGACUAUCCCAAGUGGAAGAGCACACUUGAAUACAAAUGCAAAGUCGGCUACAACACAAAUGGAUUCUCAGCUAAUAUGAUAUGCAAAUCCGAUGGAAAAUGGGAUCCAUCGCUGGCUAGUGUUUUAAGGGGCCUCAAAUGCACUGAACCAAGCUGCACUAAACCCAACGUGGUGACUGAUGCAUCCCAUAAUGGCGGAUCAACAAAAAGCUUCGUUCAUAGUUACACUGUUACGUACACCUGCAACAGCGGGUACACGGGAAGUGGUACAUCCAAGUGCGUGAUGGGCAAAUGGACCACGCCUACAGUCGCAUGCAAAGAGGUGAAGUGUCCCUCCUUGAAGACUCUCGUCAAGAAUUCCGAAACAUACCAGAGCAGCAAUUACCCCGAAUGGAAUAGUACAGUGACCUAUAAAUGCAAAACGGGUUUCAAGAGUAAUGGCGCUACCGAUCAGAUCAGGUGCAAUGGCAAGGGGCAAUGGCAUCCUUCUGAAAGCUCAAUAUCCAAAAGCUUAGUUUGCUCAGCGGUGACUUGCCCAGCCUACACAGCUGUUGCAAAUGCCGUACAAUCAGCGACAAAAACAAGCUAUGCGUAUAAAACGAGCGUCAAGUUCACCUGUAAGGAAGGCUACAAGAGCUCCGGGACUGACGACACAAUCGAAUGCCAAGAUGACGGAACGUGGACCACGCCAAACUACUUCUGUAUCCAAAUCACUUGCGACGUCCAAAAUAUAUUGCCAAUUGAGCAUGCCACGCACACAUUUACUGGAAAGAGUGGAACCCGAAAACAGACGAUAGGUGAAAAAUCCGUCUAUACUUGCAAGCAAGGGUACAGAGGCACUGUUACUGAUAGAUCCAUCCAAUGUAAGAGCGACGGAAAGUGGAGCGUGACGUCUCUGGAAUGCAUACCAAUCGAGUGCGAGGGGCUGCCCGAGGACAUAGCCAACGCCGCAGUUGUUCCCUCGAACAUCACGAGAAACAGCAUGUACCAGAUCGGCGCCGAGUUACACUACUACUGCAAAAACGGCUUGAUUGGAAAUGGCGAUGAGAACACUGUGAAAUGCCAGCAGAAAAAUGAGCAGGGGAAGUGGGUUUGGACACAUAAGAAGUUCCAGUGCGUCCAACCUGUGAGCUGCAAAGCACCAGCACCAGUCGCCAAUGGGUUGCACUCGCCUAAAGCUAACGUGUAUCGUCAUGGGAGCAAGGUAACCUACAAGUGCAACUCCUGCUUCUUCAAAUCAACCACCAGCACCAGUGAAACGGCAAGCUGCAACAAUGGCAAAUGGGAGGGGCCGAAAAUGUCUUGUACAGCUGCUAGCUGUGGGGCACCGGACGCAAUUACAAACGCCGUUAUGAUUGACACCGGCAAGAGCUUUGCAUGCAAUGCCAAAGUGAGGUACACUUGCAAGACCGGGCACAUCGCUAGUGGGGCGUCCACGAUCACCUGCAAGGUUUCAGGAAAAUGGUCAACCACGGCUUUUGCGUGCAGAGCCGUGACAUGCAGUGCUGGUUCCUUCCCAAAACUCAGCAACUCGAACUUGGCUGGUAAAAAGCCAACAGGCCCGUCGCUAGCCGGUACAUCAUUGACGUACUCUUGCGCCACGGGCUACAAGUCUGAUGGGAAUUCGAGUGAGGUGAAGUGCAUGAUUACUGGAAAAUGGGACGGACCAAAGAUGAAAUGCGAGAGAAUUUUAUGCCAGAAUUCACCCCUGCCAACGAUUAAAGAUGGUUAUGUCAGCACGAGCCCAGUUGGAACAACCAGCGUCCCAGGUUCCAAGGCACUAUAUACCUGCAAAUACGGUUUCCUCAGUAGCGGGGACAGCAUCGCAGUUUGCCAGAGCGACGGAAAAUGGAAGGCACCAAGUCUAAAGUGUAAAAAACCAGAAUGCACUUACGCAAUCGAGGAUGGUAUCUGUAAGAAGUAUAACCUUGGCAGGACAAUCACGACAGACUACCGCCAAUGCAAGAAGAUGUGUAACGCCAACCCAAGCUGUAUGAGUUUUUCACAUGACGGUAAAGCCUGUCAACUGAAAAACGGCGUGUGUCGCUCAGGAGAACUGGUAUCCCGGGGACGUAAAUAUUCAUUCCAGUACAAAAAGCAAUUGACAUUCACAUUAGAAUAUGGUGACUGUCAUGGGAGUGAUAUCCGUCCUACGUACACCAGAUGGUCUCUCGAGGACUGCAAGCGCCAUUGUAUGAACAAUCCGGCCUGUAAAUCAAUCCAAUACCGAUUGAGAUACUGUUGGAUCAAGACCAAGGACUGUGCCGGUGGGGUUGGACUACGCUCUAAGGGAAACAAAUAUUACCGACAGUACGUUAAGCGUGGCUGUGCUGGUACCCCAGGGCAAGAGUGUGGGUAUGCCGCGGAGCACGGAGAUUGCUAUCUACAUACCAUCAGGUUCUUGUACGCGAAAUACGCAAAGUGCGCAGAAGAAUGCAGCAAGCGUAGUGAUUGCCUCUCUUUUCAGCAGCGGUAUUCCUACUGCUGGUUGAAGAAAAAGGCAUGUAGCUAUGCAGAAUUCCGUGCUAGAGGAAGCAAAUACUACUGGCAAUACACAAAAAUAACUCCCUCCUACCACGAUCACUCUGAUUGUACGAAUGUUGCAUAUAAAAAAAUAGGCAGACGUUCUGUUACGGACUGCGGGAGAGCAUGCGCUAGUUACACCGGAAGUCCGAAGUGUUUAUCAUAUCAGCACCACAAGGGUUUGUGCACCCUGAAAACCUCUGACUGCAAGACACAAGGCACAGUGAAAUACGUCGGCGAAAAGAGUUACAACUUUCAUGUGCCACUACCAGUAUGUAAAGCAAUUAACUGCAACCCCAACACCAUCCCACCUAUCAAAAACGCUGCCUUCACCAGGCCCAGCGGAACAAUCAAGCCUGGCUUUAAAGUAACCUACGCUUGCAAAUUCGGAUAUCGGCUGGAAGGAACUUCGUUACAGGCUGUUUGUUUAGACUCAGGGCUCUGGAAGAAGGCGGAUAUGACGUGCAAAGCAACUGGGUGCUUAUACCGGGCUGUUUCUGGCCGAUGCAAUACUCGAGUUUACAAAACCAUAUCAACCAAGACACUGCGACUGUGCACAGACGCCUGUAACAAGGACACCAACUGUCUGAGCGUGAUCCACAAAACAUCAACGACAACUUCAAACUGCCAGUUGAAUAAUCAAGUGUGCCCAUCAAAUCAAAUCCAAGCUGUUAAGGGCUCUUGGACGUACACGAAGCAAAUUACGUGGAAUUAUGAACCUGCCGACUGUUACGGAUCCGACAUAAAAAAGGCCACAGUUUCUCUGCUGGAUUGUAAAAAGCUCUGCAUGAAUACUAAGGAAUGUAAAUCCAUUCAGUGGAAAAGCGGCAAUGGAUGCUCGAUCAAGCGCAACAACUGCGCAUUCAGUGGAAUGAAAAACCGUAAUAACAAAAACUACAACCAGUAUUCGAAACAGACGUGCGUUGGAGCUCUACCUGGAAGAGGAUGCAAUUAUAAAUUAGACCAUGGAGACUGCUAUGGCAGGGAUCUCAAAUUCCUCUACGGCUACUACGUGGAUUGUGAAAAGGCCUGCAACGAGCGAUCAGAAUGCCUCUCCUUCCAGCAACGCGGCAGAUACUGCUGGCUAAAGACGUAUGCUUGUCGGCCAUCUGAACUCAAAUACAACGGACAUAAAUCCUAUUUUCAGUAUACCAAGCAACCCAUGUUCGAUGUUGACCAUGCCGAAUGCACAGCGAAGACACUCCACACCAUCAGUGUGUCCAAGGGGGACUUGGAAAAUUGCAAGCGAGCCUGUGUAAAUAACAUCAAAUGUACAACAAUCCAAUACAACGCGGCAACAAGCACAAAGUGUGAGCUCAAGGGAGCCGAGUGUUCAGAUAAGAAUAACUUGAAAAAUGUCGGGAACAACGCGUAUCACCGUUACACCAAGCUCGCCACGUGCGUUGGAAAACGAGGACCAGUGAACGUUGCCUUGAGACGCCCCGCAUUCCAGAAGACCACUGGCUGGGGCGGGUCUGCCUCCCGUGGAGUCGAUGGCCGGCUGUCCGCCAGUUACUGGAGUGGCAGUUGUACGCAUACGGCACAGUCCACCUCCUACCGCAACAGGAUAUGGCCGUGGUGGGCCGUCGACCUGGGUACAGAGAUGUCAGUGAAGCGAGUGAUAAUCACCAACCGAUACGAUUGUUGCUGGACACGUCUGCGGAAUUAUCGUAUCGCAGUGGAGAAGACAAGGCCCAAUUUCCUGUAUAGACCAUCGAUUGGAUCCAGUUGCAAGGACGUUGGCUCACAUGUUAGAGGCGCAACAACCGCGCAUGUCUGUCACAACCCCAUGGAUGGUCGUUAUGUUACCGUGACGUUGAAGUACAACAAUGCAUUGUUGACGCUUUGUGAGGUACAAGUGUUCACUGAGUAAACUGUCGCGAGUGUUGCCUCGGACUAUCAAUUACGUUAGACCCUGAUCACGACCGAAACCGAAAAUGGACUAUGAUGCACAAAAUGUCAAAAUAUGGUACUGGGACAAACCCUAGCAUAAGAUCAGGUGUAACUCGAAUUGGGAACCAUUCUGUUGCACGAUCUUAAUUUUAAGUUAAUUUGUGAGAAUCCCAAAAGCAAUCCGUGAACACUACAUGUUAGUAGGACUAUAAUAACACCGUGACUUCCUUUGCUUUUACAUCAUACCCUUUCUUCAUGAUUUGCGUCAUAUACAUGUAUAUGCAAUUUUGUUUUGAUUGUGGCAGUUUUAAGAGUGUCCAAACCGAUUGUUUUCUGUCGAAGACUAGCGGUGUAAGAAUACAAUUUUCUUGACUGACAAUAUUGUCUUAGGGGAAUAUGGACGCUGUAGCCAGAGGUUUAAAUUGAAGGUCUCCAUGUAACGUAAAGGGGUCUCUUUAACGUAUUUUAAAAAUAAAAUGGGUUUCCAUGUACUUUUUUUAACGUAAAGGGGUAUCCAUGUAACGUAAAGGGAUAUCCAUGUGAUGUAAAGAGGUCUCCAUGUAUUACAUGAAUUACAUGGAGAUCCUGUUAUGUACAUUAAAUGUAAAGGGGGUCUCCAUGUAAUGUAAAGGGGUCUCCAUGUAAUGUAAACGGUCUCCAUGUAAUGUAAAGGGGUCUCCAUGUAAUGUAAAGGGGUCUCCAUGUAAUGUAAAGGGGUCUCCAUGUAAUGUAAAGGGGUCUCCAUGUAAUGUAAAGGGGUCUCCAUGUAAUGUAAAGGGGUCUCCAUGUAAUGUAAAGGGGUCUCCAUGUAAUGUAAAGGGGUCUCCAUGUAAUGUAAAGGGGUCUCCAUGUUAUUUCAAGGAGGUCUCCAUGUAAACGUAAAGGGUCUCCAUGUAAACAUAAAGGCUCUGUAUGUAACGCGAGGGUCUCCAUGUCAUGUAAAGGGGUAUCCAUGUAACGGGGCCUAAUCUGUCGUGGAGUGAUAAAAGAAUUCCUUGUAACGAGCGUGAAUGGUGCUGAUGAGCUGCUGGAUAGUAUCGAACCUUUUGAUCACUUGAGAAACAUUUAUGGUGUCCCUUUAAUGACCAGGGCAUGUACCUGUAGCAUAUUGUGAAAAUGUGUGCUUAUAUAUUCUUAUACUUAGGUGUUAUUUUUAGGAUAUUCAUAUAGUGGUUACAUCUAUGUGGUCUGCUUGGAAUCCUCCAAAAUAUUACCUUAAUUAAUCAGGCAGAAUCCGGAUACAUUCUCACUCGAGAAGCAGAAGGGCCUGUUUCAGAAAAGCAUAGCUUUAUGUUGCAUGUGAUCAUGAUUGAGUGGUACCAAUGGCGAAUUCAUGAGAUAAUUCCGGUUCUCCCAAACCAUUUAUUUUGAUCGGUGAGUAGAUCCACAUUUAACAGUGCGAAAAAUGGAAAUAACCUGUGAGUGUUUUCCCUACAAUAGACCCUGCACUCAUAAAAUAUGUUUUCUGAGCUUUUGAAAAACCGUUAAGGGUUUAUCGGACAACACAAAUAUGCAUCCCUUUUGAGUCUGUUAAAAACCUGAAGGGGCUGCUGUUCGGUUAUGCUCGACUUAUUCCGUAAAGAGAGAGACAAAGGAAACCUGAUUGCCAGUGAAAUAUUGCAAAUUGACAGAUGUUACACCAGCCCGGAUUUUCCUGUUGGUUUGUUUGCAAUUCAUUUAGCUCCGAUGAUAAUGAAACUAAGGACAGAUGUGUGGAAGACAGCUGGUUGUGCUUGUUUGCAAAUAAAGUUUUAAUGCAAAGUUA